Molecule: messenger RNA, 303 nt
Organism: Paramecium octaurelia
Lineage: Eukaryota; Ciliophora; Oligohymenophorea; Peniculida; Parameciidae
Source: the annotation of a GenBank genome assembly
AUGGGCUGUGCCGGUUAGAAACAGAAUAACAAACAAUCAUAAAAUAUGCUUCAUAUACAAAGUCAGUCAAACUCAAUUUUGAAAUCAAAGAGAAAACUGUGUAUUGAAUCUUUACCAAUGACUGAAUCUAAACAAUAAAUUCAAUUAUAUCGAUCAAUCGAUAUCUCAAAAGAUUAAGAAUUUGUUUUGAAGAGUGUGAAGAUGUUCAUUCCGAAAAAUUAAGAAUCUCCAAACUUAACUCCAAAAUUUAAUCAAAGUCUUCAGUUUGGAAUUGGAAAUAAUAGAAAUAAAGUUGUUUUAUGA